Messenger RNA from Passer domesticus (house sparrow), 807 nucleotides. It is a transcript of the gene S100A16, whose product is annotated as S100 calcium binding protein A16. Gene Ontology annotation, cellular component: perinuclear region of cytoplasm; nucleus. Gene Ontology annotation, molecular function: calcium-dependent protein binding; calcium ion binding. NCBI's taxonomy places the organism in Eukaryota, Metazoa, Chordata, Aves, Passeriformes, Passeridae. The transcript has 3 exons. The coding region runs from base 137 to 457 and encodes 106 amino acids. The record is from RefSeq and is a predicted model, not a curated record.
GCCAGCGCUUCCUGCCCGGGGACACCAGGGGACACGAGGGGACCCUGGAGAAGGGGGGGGUGGCUCGGCAGGCCGGGACCUGCCCCGCCGGGCCCUUCCCGGAGCCGUGAAGCAACAGGAGGGCUGGCUGGGAACCAUGGCCGAGUGCACGGAGCUGGAAUGGGCCGUGCAGGUGCUGGUGAACAACUUCGACAAGUACUCGAGCCGCUGCUGCUGCUGCAAGAACCCGCGGCGCAUCAGCAAGAAGGAUUUUCGGAAGAUGCUCAGCCGCGAGCUCAACCACAUGCUGACGGACACCGGGAACCGCCGCGCCGCCGACAAGCUCAUCUGCGACCUGGAUGAGAACAAGGACGGGCGCAUCAGCUUCGAGGAGUACUGGACCUUGAUAGGCGGCAUCGCCAGCCCCAUCGCGCAGAUCAUCCGCCAGCAGGAGCAGAGUGUCAAACACACCAAGUAGCCGCUGCUGGAGCCACCCCGGACCCCCCGCUCCUCCACCAACCCCGCUUUGUGCCCCCCCCUCCCGAGCCUCCGGGACCCCGAGGUCCCCACCAGCCCCCGGGGGUGGGAUUUGGGGGGCAAAGCUGUGGCAGCCGCGGGGGGUUCAUGGUUUUUCUGCCCCCCCUGCUCUCAGAGGAAGAGGCUCCCCCUGCUCUGGGCCGGGAAUUCUGUCUGUCCUCAGCGCAGAAAUCCCAGCACGGGCAGCGCCCCCUCUGCCCUCGGGGCUGCCCCCCAGACUGGGGGGGUCUCCUCGGGCAAAGGGCGCUUCCCCCACCGUGGUUAUUUAUUGCAGCAAUAAAGUUCGGAGGA